Molecule: messenger RNA, 2757 nt
Organism: Podarcis muralis (Common wall lizard)
Lineage: Eukaryota; Metazoa; Chordata; Lepidosauria; Squamata; Lacertidae
Gene: OLIG3
Product: oligodendrocyte transcription factor 3
Biological process (GO): sensory organ development; positive regulation of transcription by RNA polymerase II; axon development
Cellular component (GO): nucleus
Molecular function (GO): protein dimerization activity; DNA-binding transcription factor activity, RNA polymerase II-specific; E-box binding
Source: RefSeq, a predicted model, not a curated record
GCGAGGCAGCCUUAGAGCGAGCUCAGGCGCGCAGCCGCACGCACACGAAGCCAGCAGCUCUCCUGGAGAGGGAGGGGAGAGAGAGAGAGGCGGGGAAGGGGGAUCUCCUCCUCUGUCUCGACCACUUUCAUUCUCGUUGGCAGAAGAGCUUGGUGGCCCUCCUGCCUGCCUGCUUGCCAUUCCUCCUCCUCUUCCUCCUUCCCCUCGAGCGGGGAAGCCCCUUCUUGCACCUUCCCGGCCCCUGCAGCCAGACCAUGAAUUCUGACUCCAGCUCUCUCUCCAGCAGAGCCUCCUCGCCAGACAUGGAGGAGAUGUACCUGCGGGACCACCACCACCACCACCAUCACCACCACCACUCGGUCUCGUCGACGCAGAGCGAGGUGGGCCAGCGCGGGCCGGGCGAGGGCCUCUCCCGGGCCGGCUCCAAGGGCUCGUCGAGCGAAAGCAGCAAGUACAAGAUCAAGAAGCAGCUGUCGGAGCAGGACCUGCAGCAGCUGCGGCUGAAGAUCAACGGGCGCGAGCGCAAGCGGAUGCACGACCUCAACCUGGCCAUGGACGGGCUCCGCGAGGUGAUGCCUUACGCGCACGGGCCGUCGGUGCGCAAGCUCUCCAAGAUCGCCACGCUGCUGCUGGCGCGCAACUACAUCCUGAUGCUCACCAGCUCCCUGGAGGAGAUGAAGCGGCUGGUGGGCGAGAUCUACGGCGGCCACCACUCGGCCUUCCACUGCGGGACGGUGGCGCACUCCGCCGGGCACCCGGCCCACCCGCCGGGCGCCGUGCACCCUGUGCACCCCAUCCUGGGCGGCGCCUUGUCCUCGGGGGGCAACCCGCCGCCGCUCUCGGCUUCCCUGCCGGCCAUCGGCGCCAUCCGGCCGCCGCACUCGCUGCUCAAGACCCCCCCGGCGCCGCCGGCCCUGCAGCUCGGAGGGGGCUUCCAGCACUGGGCCGGCUUGCCUUGUCCCUGCAGCAUCUGCCAGAUGCCUCCGCCGCCGCACCUCUCGGCUCUCACCACGACGGCCAGCCUGGCCCGGAUCUCCACAGAAGCCAAGGACCUGCUGAAGUGAACUCGCCGCCGCCUCUCAGAGGGGGCCUUGGCCACGUCUCUCGCCCGCCCGCGGGAGGGUCUAGCGAAGACCACCGCCCGCCCCCUCGGAAAAAAGACCUCUCGCUGCCCCGGAAGCCACGGGGGGGGGGGGCAAGCCGGAAGGACUCGAAAAGGUGAAGCAGCCCAGAGGUCCCGCGGUGUCGUCGCAUGCUUGAUUCUCCUCCUCCAACUCCUGUUUUCCCUUCUCUCUCGCUCUCUCUUUCUCUCUCUCUUCCUCCCUUCCUCCCUCCGUCCCGUCUGAUGCUGUCUCCAAACUUCAUUUGCUGUAACCAGGGGGACGUGUGUGUGUUUAGGGGCAAAGGACCUUGCAAGGUAACCUUUUUGGUUGGAUUCUGGGUGUUUUGUUUUUUCCUGUGAUUUCUUUUUCUUUUAAAAUCCCUGUCAAUUCAGGAAAUAGGGAGAGGGGAGGGAACGAGAAUGUAAAUAAGUGCUUGAAAACGGAUGGGGGCGGGAGAAGAGAUGGCUCUCUCUCUCUCUCUUUUCAUUGUACUUGUUCACAGCCGCAGAAGCGGUCGCUUGCUUGGUUGCAUUGCGGUUCGCAACGAUUUCGCCGUCUACGAAAGCGUGGAAGGGUCAUUCCUGGAGCUGAAGAGUGUGGGGGCUGAUUUGGAAGUUAGCUCGUUUUAAAAGCCAGUGGCCAGGAUCCUAGUGAAGUUUGCAAUCCUGUGCAAACUUCAUCAGGACUUCUGAGUCAAGCAGUGCAACUACAAGAGUUAGACAAAGUAAGAGGACUUACUUUGGAUUAAGUCCCGUUCAAACCAGCGGGGCUUCCUCCCGAGAAGAGAGGGGUGUCUCCUUUAUUUAAGGGUGGGGGUGCGCGUAGAAUCUGCAGUAACUGGAGCUGCUUAGCGGAGGCUGAAUGGGGUUUAUAUCCACUGACGCUUAUUUCCAAUGUCUUCUGGGCUAGGGGAGUUUAGACGACGAACGGUCGGAUCCACAAACCAAGGCCUUUUAUGCUGGGAACAUAAACCCUUUGAAAAUAAGAGUAACCCAGGGACACUAAUUGGCUAAACUCAGCAAACUGGCUUUUGAAUCGGACUGAACGUGGAUUUUCUUUUUUUAAGUUACGCUGGGGCAGAUACAGGAACCCUUUUAAUUUUCCGACGGGGCGUCCGUUCCUCUCAAGCGACUGCAUGCGUGCUUCGAGCCUACGUUGUUAUUAUUAGUAUCCAGACCAUGGUUGUUCGGACGGCACCAAGGCAGUUUUCCUUGUAACAAGGAUUUAGGAGUGCAGUCUCGACGUGCUAGCCCAGGAUGUUCUUCCCUCUAGACGAGACAGUUUGCUGCCUCCCCGUUUUGCCCUGGAGCCGUCCAGCCUCCCCGCACUAGGUUAGAGACAACCCUUCCACGCCGGAUCCGCCGCGUCCAAGACGGUGCGCGCUUCCCUGGCCUCCCAUCCUUCAGUCAGUCCCAUCCUGCAUGCGGGCUUGGCGUCCCCCUGACUCUCCCUCCGACCUUCCCCGCUCUCUCUCUCUCUCUCUCUUUCCCCGUUCCCCCUUUCUGGGCGCUUGCUUGACACUAUUUUGUGAAGGGCCUCACAGACGAUGACGUGUCUUUAUUUUUUAUAUAUUCUUGAGAACUAUCGAUAUAUUUAUUAUUAUGGACCAGUGUUUCUGGAUGAAAAUUUCAAAUUAAAAACGGUGAAAUGAUAA